CAAAUGAGACUUGGGCGAUGCUGAGAGAACAGCGUGUUGCAUGGCGUGUGUGUGUGUGUCUGUGCUUUCAUGCGCGGGGGUAGGAUACUCAGUUCUCAGCAUUUGCCUGUGAUCAGAAGAAAACAGGAUGUGCCCGUAGCUGGAGGAGUGACAAUGCUAGCCGAGCGGGGCUCACCUGCUGGUGAUCUUUGCAGAGGCAUUUGAGGAUUAUUCAGCUCCAGAAGGUCUGCGCGAGGAAUGCUAUCUCUGCUGUGGCUGAAAAUAGGAGGAGGUGCCUACCCCUAUCUGCCUUGAUUAUUGCCACCGAAAGGACCGCUUUGCCUCCACCGUAGGAAGAGGCGAUUGCUACCACGGACAAGGUUAUGAGGAUUAUGAUCACAUGUCCAGCCCUGCAUAUCUGUCCACUUGGAGAUGAUGGUGAUUCCUUAGAGUGCAAACUCCUGGCUAACAAUCAGCUUUCUGCUCCUUUCAUCCAAAAGAUUUGAUAACUGCUUUUUACCAGCUCUCCGUUUUUUGUUCCAUCAUGUUAUCUCUACCAGCUUAAACCGUUUCCUAAAAUGGUCCUUUUGCUGUUCCUUGCAAUCCUGUUAUUGAAGGAAGAUGUCAGUGGGAACUUCAGGCUUUUGGUUUCUGCACAGUCCAAUGAAAGAAGGGUGGUUGCACACAUGCCUGGUGAUAUUAUCAUUGGAGCCCUAUUCUCCGUCCACCAUCAACCAACUGUUGACAAGGUUCAUGAGAGGAAAUGUGGAGAGGUAAGAGAACAAUAUGGCAUUCAGAGAGUGGAGGCAAUGCUGCAUACCCUUGACAGAAUUAAUUUGGACCCCACACUGUUGCCAAAUAUAACUCUAGGAUGUGAAAUAAGGGACUCCUGCUGGCAUUCUGCUGUGGCUCUGGAGCAGAGCAUUGAGUUUAUAAGGGACUCUCUUAUUUCUUCAGAAGAGGAGGAAGGGUUGGUGCGAUGUGUGGAUGGAUCUUCAUCAUCUUUCCGCUCCAAGAAACCCAUUGUUGGGGUCAUUGGACCUGGCUCGAGCUCAGUUGCUAUCCAGGUCCAGAACUUGUUGCAGCUUUUCAAUAUACCUCAGAUUGCUUAUUCUGCCACAAGCAUGGACUUAAGCGACAAAACCCUGUUCAAGUAUUUUAUGAGAGUUGUGCCAUCUGAUGCACAGCAAGCACGGGCUAUGGUGGACAUUGUCAAGCGCUAUAACUGGACCUAUGUUUCUGCUGUACAUACUGAAGGAAACUAUGGUGAAAGUGGAAUGGAAGCUUUCAAAGACAUGUCAGCCAAGGAAGGGAUCUGCAUUGCACACUCCUACAAGAUCUACAGCAAUGCUGGUGAACAGAGCUUUGACAAGCUGCUGCGAAAGCUACGGAGCCAUCUGCCCAAGGCGAGAGUGGUCGCCUGCUUCUGCGAAGGCAUGACUGUGAGAGGGCUGUUAAUGGCUAUGAGGCGCCUGGGACUUGCUGGAGAAUUUUUGCUGCUAGGCAGUGAUGGCUGGGCAGACCGGUACGAUGUGACAGACGGGUAUCAGCGUGAAGCUGUCGGUGGAAUAACGAUCAAGCUCCAAUCUCCUGACGUGAAAUGGUUUGAUGAUUAUUACCUACAGCUUCGGCCAGAAACCAAUCACCGAAAUCCAUGGUUUCAGGAAUUUUGGCAGCACAGGUUCCAGUGCCGACUGGAAGGGUUUCCUCAGGAGAAUCCUAAAUACAACAAGACUUGUACAAGCCAGAUGACCCUGAGGACGCAGCACGUGCAGGACUCCAAAAUGGGCUUUGUAAUCAACGCAAUAUAUUCCAUGGCGUACGGCCUCCACAACAUGCAGAUGUCGCUGUGCCCCGGCUACGUGGGCCUCUGCGACGCCAUGAAGCCCAUAGACGGUCGCAAGCUCCUGGAAUCCCUCAUGAAGACGAAUUUUACUGGGGUCUCUGGGGACAUGAUCCUAUUUGACGAGAACGGCGACUCGCCGGGAAGGUAUGAAAUCAUGAAUUUUAAGAAAAUGGGGAAGGACUACUUUGACUAUAUCAAUGUUGGCAGCUGGGACAAUGGUGAGCUGAAAAUGGAUGAUGAUGAAAUAUGGUCAGAGAAAAAUAAUAUCAUCAGAUCAGUCUGCAGUGAGCCAUGUGAAAAAGGCCAGAUAAAGGUGAUCCGUAAAGGAGAAGUCAGUUGUUGUUGGACCUGCACGCCUUGUAAAGAGAAUGAAUAUGUCUCUGAUGAAUACACAUGCAAGGCCUGCCAGCUCGGCUCCUGGCCCAAUGAUGACCUUACAGGCUGCGAUCUCAUCCCAGUCCAGUAUCUCAGAUGGGGUGAUCCUGAACCAAUUGCAGCAGUUGUUUUUGCAUGCCUAGGUCUGCUGGCCACCUUGUUUGUUACAGCUAUAUUCAUAAUGUACCGUGAUACUCCAGUGGUCAAAUCAUCCAGCCGAGAACUCUGCUACAUCAUUCUAGCUGGCAUCUGCUUGGGCUACUUGUGCACUUUCUGUCUCAUCGCAAAACCUCAACAGAUUUACUGUUACCUUCAACGAAUUGGCAUUGGUCUCUCCCCAGCUAUGAGUUACUCUGCUCUAGUAACUAAAACCAACCGCAUUGCAAGAAUCCUGGCUGGCAGCAAGAAGAAAAUUUGUACAAAGAAACCUAGGUUCAUGAGUGCCUGUGCCCAACUGGUUAUUGCAUUUAUCUUGAUAUGUAUCCAAUUAGGCAUAAUUGUUGCUCUCUUUAUAAUGGAGCCACCAGAUAUAAUGCAUGAUUACCCAAGCAUCCGAGAGGUCUACCUGAUUUGUAACACCACCAACCUAGGUGUUGUAACUCCCCUUGGAUAUAAUGGAUUAUUAAUUUUGAGUUGCACCUUUUAUGCAUUUAAGACAAGAAAUGUCCCCGCUAAUUUCAAUGAAGCAAAGUAUAUUGCCUUUACAAUGUAUACCACCUGCAUCAUUUGGCUGGCUUUUGUGCCAAUCUAUUUCGGAAGCAACUACAAGAUAAUCACCAUGUGUUUCUCAGUGAGCCUGAGCGCCACGGUGGCCCUUGGCUGUAUGUUUGUGCCCAAGGUCUAUAUCAUCCUUGCUAAGCCAGAAAGGAACGUACGGAGCGCGUUCACCACAUCGACUGUGGUCCGCAUGCACGUAGGGGAUGGAAAAUCAUCUUCGGCUGCAAGCCGCUCAAGCAGCCUGGUGAACCUGUGGAAAAGAAGGGGAUCAUCUGGUGAAACCCUUAGGUACAAAGGCAGGCGACUGGCCCAGCACAAGUCGGAAAUAGAGUGUUUCACCCCAAAAGGGAGUAUGGGGAAUGGUGGUAGAGCUACAAUGACCAGUGAAGAAUCUGUUUGCAUUCCAGAGUGUAAUCGAUCUGAGUCAAGUAGAGAUGAGAAAGAGAUCCCCGUUAAAGAGGAUGCCUUAACAGUCAAAAAGACUGGAAACUGUGUCAAUGUAAUAGUUCCACAACCAGACUGUCAGCCGCAAGACCUACUCAAACACUCUAAUGGGAAAUCAGUUUCCUGGGCCCAGAAUGAGAAGAGCAGCAGAGGAGCACACCUUUGGCAGCGGUUAUCAAUCCACAUCAACAAAAAAGAGAACCCCAAUCAGACUGCAGUGAUCAAGCCUUUUUCUAAAAGCACAGAUAGUAGCCGACACAGUAGCAGUGCUACAAUUCCUGAGACCAGUGCCAAAACGCUUUACGAUGUUUCAGAAGCAGAAGAGCAACACCCAGCUCAGUAUCGACCACAGACUCCCUCACCUAUCAGCAUUGUGAGUCACCGAACUGCCUCCGUUAGCCGAACAGAAGAUGAUGUCCCUACCUUCCAGACAGAGCAUGCCCAGAGAAGUAGCUCCUCUCAAGGGUCUCUCAUGGAGCAGAUCAGCAGCGUGGUUACUCGCUUUACAGCCAACAUCAGUGAGCUGAACUCUAUGAUGCUUUCAACAACCACUCCAGGGACAAUGGUGGCCACUCCUCUCUGCUCUUCAUACCUGAUCCCAAGGGAAAUCCAGCUCCCUACAACAAUGACCACAUUUGCAGAGAUCCAACCACUUCCUGCCAUUGAAGUCAAUGGCGCUUCGCAGUCGGCGAGGAAACCUUCAAGUGACAGUGUCAAAGAAGGCACUUCAGAGACCCCCACGGCAAAGCAAGACCUUGAGGAGCUGGUAGCUUUAACUCCUCCUUCUCCUUUUAGAGACUCCAUUGACUCUGGAAGUGCAUCUCCCAGUUCUCCAGUUUCUGAAUCAGCUCUCUGUAUCCCGUCCUCCCCAAAGUAUGACACACUCCUCAUCAGAGAUUAUACUCAAAGUUCUUCUUCGCUGUGAAUGUAGUUCAAGGCAACAUUGGAUCUCAACGGCUACAAGCAAGUAGUGAGGGGACAGCCGAGCCUUCAAGAUCUCCGGUGUUUACGCAGAUAGAUGAAGAGGCAUUGGGUCAUCUUGUGAGAAACAAAGAGUAAGAAGUGGAAUUACUUCAUGAGUGGAAACAUCAGAAUUAUGCUGUUUUAAGACAAAAUGACUCUUGGCAGAUUUUUGUGGCCUUAAAAAAACAUGGGCUUUUCAGAAACACUGCAUCUAUUUUCGAGGGCUUAUAAGGAGUCUGUUAAAUCAGUUACAUACCAAGUGCUUUGCUUUAGUAUUACAAUGAACCGUGUGUACAAUAUAUGGGGGCGGGGGGGGAAAUAGAUUGUAAACAACUGUACAAUGGUUUGUUUGUUUACUCUGAUUCCUUACCCAGAAGUGAACCUUGAUCUUUUAUCAAGAAUAGAAGACCAAACAUUGAAUGUACAUUUUCUAACAGACUCAAAUCUGGGGACCAACCUAUCAAGCUUUCUUUCUUUCUUUCUUUCUUUUUUCUAUGAAGAUCUCAAAAAACAGUAAUGUAUGUUAAAUAACAACCAAACUUUCUGCUGAAGCAUAUUGUGUCCGUGAUACGUUAUACGUGGAGAACACUAAGCUGAGGCUUUGCAGUGAGUGACUGCAAUAUGGAGGGCUUUACAAGUGACUUCUCAACCUACGCAUUUGUUUAUGAAAUUCUCUUCUAUUGGUAUCAGAAAUUCAAUUUGUUAACAUUGGAUUCACCUUCACAGCAACAAAACCCAAGGAAGAUUUCCUGACUAUUUCACCAUGUUGCCAACUAAUAACGAAGUAGCAAAAAAUAUUUUCUGGAGUACUGUUUUGUAAUUCCCUUAUCAGGGCAAGUUAUUGAGGUGAAUAUUCUCUUUCUAGCAGCACUACCAAGCUAUAUUAUAGCUGCACUCCCUACUGAAAUUAACACAUUUUUAUGGACGUUCUUAUGCUAACAUUGCCAGUUAAAAUACUUAUCCGGCACCCAUAACCUUUGCUUGUGAGGAACAGGUAAACACUCUAAGGAUUUUCUCCUUUCUUUGAAAUAUAGAAUUCUAAGAAAGCAGUUUGGAUUAUGAUGAAUGCUAACUGUCAAUUAAAAGAUUGUCAUAAUCAUAGUUCAUAUAUAGGGAAAAAGAACUGUUAAAAAUCUGCUUAGAGGUGGUUUAGCUACUCUUUAAUAAGCAACAAUUUUAACUUUAUUUAGCUGCUAUGUCUUGCAGCUAUGAACUGUGACAAAAAAAAGACUUUUGAAGCAAUACAGAGUAAAGAUUUAAACAGAGAAGACCUAAUGAGAUUUGAACCAACAGAGUCUUUCUUUGUUUCUUAGCAGCUCCUAGAAUAGGCAAGGGGAUUACUGAUAUUUUUUUCCUAUAUCAAAAUAGUACAGUUUAGUGCACUUCAUAUCAUCAUGGCACUUUUUUAAUACAGGCAGGGAAGAGAUUUAAAGUUUGAAUAGAAGCUAAAUAAUUUUUGAUAGGUAUAGUUAUGUAGAACUCCUAAGUCAGGCCCUAAACGCACAUUGUAUUGGCUCUCUCCUUCAUCACAUAGCUAUCCUCAGGUGCCAAACUUUUGCAGGUUUGUUUUAUUUUAUUUAAGGAUAGUAUGAAGUGGUGAGUGAUGUACUUCCAUUCAAAGCUGAGUUGAUGCAGCCUUAUACAGAAGACAGCCUUAUGGAAGGGAGCCUUGAAAUAAGGCUACUAUUUUUCAUUUUUAACCCCCUAGAUCUUAUUUCUUCAAAGAUUAUAAACAUCUUGCAAUCAAAAAUCAUGCUCCUUUUUUCUCUCCCAUGUACAAGGCGACAAAUAUUUGAUCAAAAAAAAAAAAAAAGACAAAAAAGAUGAAAGCACAUUCACUUAUUUUAGCAAAGAACAUUCCCUAUUUUUUUUGGAAGCUAGUUUCCCAUUAUGUUAUGUGCUGCACCCCAAUUUGCUGUUCAACAACAUUAAAACAAUUAUGGCAGUGUUAUCCAACAGCAGUGUAUGGGCAUGUGUACUCUGCCAGGUACAGUCGCUUACUAGCUGUGCCUACAGCCUGAGCUGGCAGGUCAUAAGUCAGCGCUACUCCAGAAGGCAGUUAGAUACAGUAAGUCAUGACUGUAAGUCCUUGUUACUUAUAUGUCAUUCCUGCCUCUUUGCAGGACUGAUUAGCACAGAUUCAGUUCUGUGCAGCUUUAGUUUCCGGAGCAGAGCUUGUUUUUACUCUCCUGGUUCACAGUACUAGGAUGUCUCAUCAUUCGUUAGCUGCCCGUGUCAUUAAGAGAAAGCAUCUUCUUUCACAAGUUACAACCCACGUUUAAGGAAGGGCCGUGUCCAAUCAGUGUAUGAUACAAACAUUCUCAUUUAGGGAGCCUUGACCCCUUAAAGAUUGCUCAUGGAAGAUUUCUAUGACAACGUUUCCCAUCAGUGUAAUGUUAUUUUGAUUCAUACAGACUGAGUAGAUAAUUAGUGUGCAUUUCAAAGGGAUUCUAUUACUGUCAGCUCUCUUAUACUUUAAGUCAUUGAUCGAUAUCAUUAUUAGAUCCUUCUCUACCCCAGACUUUCCUUAGCCUUCUAGGUCCCCAUUUCUGUAGUCAUUCCUUAUGUUGAGGGACUGUUAAACAAGCAUGUCUGCUAAGAGCUGUGGGCUUCACUGCACUGAGAAAUAAUAACAGUGGAAAUAAAGAUUAUACAGGUAGACUUAAAAAUCUUAUGUUGAAAAUAAAAUGCAUAAAAAGAAGUGUGAUGUAGAAACUAUCAGAUCAUGAUUCUGCAUAAAUACACCCCUUCUGGUCCUAAAUUGCAAUUCUGCACAAUCCUGGCCAUAGCUACUGUUUAGAGUUUCUUGACAACUUUUGUAUAUACUGCUGAGAUCAUAUAUUUGUGUGUAUGUGCAUAGUGCAUACACACACACAAAAGCCUCAAUCUGACAGCUGAAUACAUGUUUUAAGAGAGUAAAAGUCUGAUGUUACACUACCCAAUUUUUAAACAUUCCUUGCAUAUUGUCACUUGGGGAAGAGUCAUGCAUCUUUUGUACACCCAUCAGCCAGAAAAAAAGUUUUAAUUGCACAAGGAACUGAGGACUGGCCCUGCUAAGAUGAUACUUCUCUUCUCCAGUUGAACAAUUGUUAGUCAGUCUUGGAUGAAAGAGAGGUCAGCCUUAGCAGUAUGUAAAGAGGGCAGAAUACACGGUUAUUGUACAGGCUGGUAUUACCUUGCAAGAUGUACUUGGAUUGUAUCAGAGGGAGGAAAGAUUUAGGGGGAAAGGUAACAACUACGUAAUGAUUGUAACUCAAAGGACUUAGAAUGAGUACAGUGGGAGAUCUGCAGGACUGGAAAGUCCUCUGAAAGAAACCAAUGUGUUUGAUACAGGAAAGAAGAAAAUUAUGAAUGCAAGUAUUAUAAUUUCAUUAUGCUGCUUGUAUGCUAGUAUCCUUUUUAGAACAUUAAGAUAUAAAGUCAGAGGUUUUGAGUUAUAAAGGUAAUGGUUACAAUCACGAACACUUUCCAGUCUAACUAAAGAAUGUAUAAGUACCAAAUGAAUGGCUUGAAAUUGCCUUCCAAUUUAGUGCUGCUGCCAGAAAGGGAAUUAAAGUAGUUGAAACUAUUGUCAUUCUUGACCAUAGAGACCUCAGAAAAUCACUUGUCUCUUGUGCUUGAGGCCAACCCAUGAAGAGUAAAGGUAUAACCCUCUCUGGAAACUGUAUUUUUAAAAUAAAGUGAACCAUUCUAGCAGGCCAUCUGAGGAGAAGUGUUAGCAAUACUGAAGAAGAACUGCAUUUUUUAAUUGGCUCUGAAGAAUAAUUGCAUGACUUUAGAGAUGUGCUUCCUUGUACUUCUAUCCAAACAUUUGGUGCCUAGAUAUAUACAGAUACCUUAGACCACAGAUUCUUAGAUCAUGGUCCACAAAACACCUGUUGAUGUUUUAUGGAAGCUUGGCCGAUCACAAGGUGCUGGUUUCUUCUUUUGAUUUCCAGCUACAAAACUGAAUUAAAAGUUAAAUGCUAAUUACAAGUUAAUGGUUAAAAGUUCUAAAAGCAAAAAAAAAAAAAAAAGCUGCCGUGUUUACAAAAGGACUAUGUUGUGAUCAAAGCUGGGAGAAGAAGAAUUCUUAAGAGUGUAAAUAGGAAGGUCAAUCCAUGAUUCAGAUUGGAUGAUAGUGGAGUUCAUCUGGGAGUAUUUCCUUUAGAGAGAGAGAGAGCAAGACUAAACUGAAAGAGAUCAUAGCUGCAGGUAUGAAUUCUGUAGGGGAAAGGGGGCAGCCUUGGUACUCUGCUUAAUAGAUCAAUUAUUAGGUGAGAGAAGAGAAAAAAGACAUAGACAGAGACCAUACUGGAAAUGUCAGGUCCUAAGGGAAAUAAGAGCACUAUGCUCAGGAUUAGUAAUGUGGCCAUAACAUUUUUCUUUGAUUGGAGAUCCGUAUCAGGGCUGAACCAAAAAAGGACUUUGGUGCAUAAAGUUAGGACAUCAGCAGAAUUUAAUGUAGACAUUCAAAACUCAAUUAUAAAAUCCCCCACUCACCUGCCACCUCACUUUGGCAUCUAAUAUUACAUCUUUGCAUAUGCUCAGAACUUCCCUGACCUUGACACAUGUAAAGAUCUUUGCAUCAACUCAUGCUAAAGCCCAUCAGGGAUCCAGAAAUAGAGGUUCCUAGGUUUAAACACUUUUAUAUCCCAUGAGUGAAUAUAUGGAGCAUACAGAACAUUGACAGUCAUCCUCCCUACAGAAUGGAGAAGAAAUCAUCCUUUGUUUUAAGACUAUGGUUCUAGUUAUACUGCUGCAGUUUUGUUUUGGUUUUUUUUUAGUAGCUUAGAGGUUAGAGCAUGCAUGCAGCAAGUAAGCAAUCUAAAUUCAUACCCUGCCAUUGCCAGAGGUAGUGGAAAUCUUCCUCCUGGCAGGAAAGUGCUCUAACGACUAUGUGUUGAUGCACCCUCUGUUCAUCUCACUUAGGUAACUUCACAACAUAGAAACACAGUCAAGAGUCCCAGGUGAAAAGAGGACGGUUACUCAGCACUCUGAUAGGAAAUACAUGUGGUACAGUGAGAUAUGAUAUAUGAACAUUUAAUAUAAAAUACUUAAAAAAUUCCUGAGAGCAGGGACCAGGUGAGCAUUUUAUCUCCAAAGAAGUGGAGUUACAAUUUCUUCUGUGCUAUUUAUUGGCUCAAAAAAAUUCAAAUACUUUCCUUAAAAGUGCUUUAAUGACAAGAGGAGAGGACGUGCUCCUCGUUACCUCUGUGUCUGUAAUCACCUUGUCUUCCACCUGUAGUUCUGACCAGUCUCCUUGGGAAAGGAGAGUCUGAGUCUUUUUGGGCAGAUGAAGGAACUAAACUUGGUUUCCCAAUUCUUUUCUGAGAUCACUGCUAAACUACUGUAGAAAAAAAGGGACCUACUUCUUUUUCCUCCAGCCACCUUUUACAAAGGUAGCCAGUCUUUGAAACAAGAAUUGUAGCCAUCUGCAGGAACGGGUCCAAGGCUCUGUAUUUUCUGUAUAUUGCAUUUCCAUACUGGCUUGAGUAGACUAACAUCAGACAUCCUUUUCCUUAUUGCAUUGCCUUCCUUCUUCUCAUAAACUUCACAAUAACAUUUAAUGAAGUAUUCUGGCCUCAACAUUAGAGCUAGAUAGUAUAAAAAGUUAGAUAUUGCAUGGCAUAACUGUAAGGUGCUGAAGUCUUUUACUGGUACUGGCCCUCAACCUAUUGAGCGCAAUGAAAUCCCUCCAGAUUUAUGUCCAUGUAAAGAAAAUCCAAGUCCAAUGGUGGCCAUGCUCAUCUAGAUUUUGGCUACUUGCCUCAGCAGGGAAUGAUGGAAGACAAGAUGUUUCUUCCACUUUCUUUAAAGUCAAAAAACAUAUGCAUUUUAUUAGGCUCAUUCUUGAACCAACUUUCUAAGCUUGGUGGAUAGUGCCGUCCUGCCAUAUUUUUAUAUGAGUGCUACUCUAGCAGAUAUCCCAAUGGGAAAAAUAGUACUUUAACUGAAUGUGUCCAGGCAUGUGAGAUAACAUAUCCAAAAAUAAGAAACAGGUCACAGUUGUCCUGCAGUUUUAUGAAUCUCAUAAAAGGAAGUCAAUGCUCCCCAUGAGCAAGAAAAUCAUUCAUCUGCUACCCAUCUCAGUGUGUACUGCACGUAUUAAAGACUUUGGUUGAAUUAUCUGAAUUCUCUUAUUUUGCUGUAGUUUAGUAUUAUUCCCUCUGUUCAAAUCUCUGAAAUUACCACUUACAAUUUUAUACUGUGAAAAGAAAAAAGAUACAGGUCAGUGAAGCAUAAAGGUAAGUAAAAAAUUCAUCUAGGUGAUGAAUUGGUGUAUGUGGCUGGUUUUGUCUCAUCUGAAUAAUGACAGUACAAACACUUAAACAAUAAUCACUAAGUCAUUCUGAUCUGCCAAAUGGGAACAAAUAUACUAUGUAUAUUAUAUGUACUAAUAGGAUUAUAUGGCAGCUGCUGGUGGUAUUUGUAAUUAGAAAUCUAUAUAGGAUAUAGAUGUUUUAGAGAGACGGUGCCAAUUCUAAAAGAUUUGUGUGGGCUACAAGUGCUUGUAAUUAUUUUUUUUAAUUUGCUAAUAACUUAUGGAAAAACUGGUUUCAAACAUUCUGUGAGCGUUUGUUCUUUUUUAUGUUGUUGCUGCUUAUACUAUUAAAACAAUAGAGAAUGUAAAGUUAUUAUUUUGAUGUGAACUGAAAAUGAUUUUUCAUAAAAUUUAACAUUUUUAUCAGCUUUGGUUUUGCUUUCUACCUGUACAAAUGUAAUUUAUUUUAGCAUUGAAAAAUACAUUUGCUUGUUUCUCGAUUGUCUACAUCAUGUUAUAGUUGGUGUUUAUGUAGAGUCAGGUACUUUUUGAACAGUAUUAAAAAAAAAAAUCUGUGAUAUGACCUAAAUCUUGAUUGUUAUUU
Molecule: messenger RNA, 11172 nt
Organism: Dromaius novaehollandiae (emu)
Lineage: Eukaryota; Metazoa; Chordata; Aves; Casuariiformes; Dromaiidae
Gene: GRM5
Product: glutamate metabotropic receptor 5
Exons: 11
Coding region: 558-4286 (1242 amino acids)
Biological process (GO): regulation of synaptic transmission, glutamatergic; trans-synaptic signaling by endocannabinoid, modulating synaptic transmission; G protein-coupled glutamate receptor signaling pathway
Cellular component (GO): plasma membrane; postsynaptic density membrane
Molecular function (GO): adenylate cyclase inhibiting G protein-coupled glutamate receptor activity; G protein-coupled receptor activity involved in regulation of postsynaptic membrane potential
Source: RefSeq, a predicted model, not a curated record